UUUGAAUAAUAUUCUCUUUUGGUUAAAUUGUGGCUUAGAUCGCCAAAGUGAAGAGCAAACAUUGCCCCGAUUAUCAAUUCGAAGCAACAAUAUGAUUGAAAAUUAGAAAAAUUUUAUUUUGGCCCCAGUGACAAAAUGAGCUGUUGGCCAAUGCAAAACAGAGGGAACACAAAUGGGUUGGCUGAUGAAUUCAAAUGGAAUCAGAUGAAUACUUCAUACAACCGUUGCACCCCAUCUCGGAAUAAUACGUGGGAUAAAUGGUAUAAACAUAAUCUGAAAGUAACACAAGAAUUGUCCAUUUUGAUGGAGAAACCCAUUUCGGAGGUGGCGGAACUUCUCUACAACCUCACUCUGCAGAACUACAACAAUAUAUUGAAUCCGAUGAAGAGUGGAUGGAAUGCAAAGCGUGUACCUCUCUCCCGUAUGGAUGUCUGUGAUCGUUACUUGAAAGUUUUCGACUUGGCAGGAAAUCUAAGGGAUCGAAGACAUCCCCGAAGUCUUAUAUUGCUGUUGGAGUUCAUGCAGAGUAUCAUUGGUCCGAAAACUGAAAGUGAUUCUUCUACUUCUUCGCGUCUUAGCCCUACAGAUUCGACUUUUACAAUAGCUACAGCUCGCAAACUUCCCGUCGACGGAGCAGAUACUUUUGCCAAUAAGAAAUAUAAGGAGUUAUAUAAUAUGGAAGAUAAAGUAUAUUUUAUGUACAGCAAGCGAUUGGGACGUCUAAUCGAUCCGGAUAUUGAUAAGAUUGCAGUUGCGAUUGAAAAACGAAUUUCAGUUAACAAUGACCCGGUAAAGGGUCCGAGUGGAACAACAACUUCUCGCCAUUGUCAGCUUGGUAACAUGGAUGACAAUCGAUCAAUAAAUGUCAAAGAUGUUGUCCAGCGUCAAGGAGAUUAUGGUAAUGUCAAGGAUGUUGUCCAGCGUGAAAGGAAUUAUGGUAAUGACAUACAGAAAAUUCGAAAUCGAUCUGCAAGCUUAUCUGUCGGCGGACGGUCCUUGGCAAACGAUAGAUCCGACUUCAUGUUAAACGAUGAUAAGGGAAGACGUUUUGGUCACGGCAGCGUUCAGUUGAUGGAUUUGCGUUCCAAGCGUAACGAAAUCUUGCGUAUUUUGUUGGCAAAAGUUAAAAAGGCGGAUACCGAACGAUUUCUAAAAAGUUUGGGAUCCAUCGAUUUGCGUAAUCCGCGAGUUAAGCUUAAAAAAGUCAAGAGUCCAACAGAAGAGUUAGCCAAAUUCUAUUCGAAUGUAGUUACAGAUGUGCCUAGAACAAAGUCAACCAUAGAGAAAUUCAAAAAGAAUCAAAAAUAUAAGCCAGUUCGAAGACCUACUAUUAUUAAUGAGAGUGUGGAUCAACUAGUUCUUCCGAAAGAGCGUAGAUACUAUGGGGAAGCAAUGCCUGUACUAUAUCAUGCACCAUAUAAGGACAGUGAUAGGUCGACCUGGAUGCGUCGUUAUCCGGAUCAAUUGCGUAUGCAAGAGGACGGACAAUUGGGGCAAAGCAGCAAUUUUCCAUUCACAGUCUAAACAGUCAAAUAAUUAAGUUUGCCACUAAAGAGGAGCUCCACAAGAAGCCCGAAUACAAACGUAUAUUUCCCUCAGCCAGUAGGCGAUUUAAACAGUCAAAACAGUCAAAAGGUCA
This is a messenger RNA of Drosophila innubila, 1639 nucleotides long. RefSeq lists its product as uncharacterized. Bases 136 to 1524 code for a protein of 462 amino acids. The transcript is spliced from 2 exons. The record is from RefSeq and is a predicted model, not a curated record. NCBI's taxonomy places the organism in Eukaryota, Metazoa, Arthropoda, Insecta, Diptera, Drosophilidae.